Molecule: messenger RNA, 3919 nt
Organism: Betta splendens (Siamese fighting fish)
Lineage: Eukaryota; Metazoa; Chordata; Actinopteri; Anabantiformes; Osphronemidae
Gene: ccr12a
Product: chemokine (C-C motif) receptor 12a
Exons: 2
Coding region: 1971-3056 (361 amino acids)
Biological process (GO): immune response; chemotaxis; G protein-coupled receptor signaling pathway
Cellular component (GO): membrane
Molecular function (GO): chemokine receptor activity
Source: RefSeq, a predicted model, not a curated record
AACAUUGCUAGAAUUAGGAGCCUCAUUUGUCAGAGUGAUGCUGAACCAUGACCCCAUCAUUAGCUCCAUCCAGGCUGGACGACUGUAACUCCCUACACACACUUUAUCCAAUGACUCUCUGCAAGCUGCAGCCACUGGACUCAGGAACAGAGAUCACAUUUCUCCUUCAUUCACUUCUCUGCAUCUCCUCACUUCUCUCAGCUCCAUCUUGUCUUGUAGACCUCACAGCUCCUUAUCUUCUCUCUCAGAACUGGUCUACGGGUGGUUCUACAGGUUCUACCUGAAGAAUUGGAGGCAGAGCGUGUAGCUGCCAAGCUCCUCUGUGGAACCAACCCACCUUUAAGACCACACUUAAAACUUUCCUUCUAGUCAGAGAUGCCAAAAUAUAAUUAAAUGUUAAGAAAAUAUUUCUAUCUUUAAAUAAAUGUCCACAUUUACAUCAUUUAUAUUUAUCCAUAUAUACAUCCAUCCAUCCAUUUGCAGCAGUCUAAGCAAGGAACUCCAGACUUCCCUCUCCCCUAACACUUCCUCCAGCUCUUCUGCUGUGACCCCAAGGCGUUUCCAGGCCAGCCGAGAGACAUAGUCUCUCCAGCGUGUCCUUGGUCCCCCGGGGCCUCCUAUCAGUGGGACAUGCCUGGAACACCUCCGUAGGAAGACGUCCACGAGGCAUCAGGAACAGAUGUCUGAGUCACCUCAGCUGGCUCCUCCUGAUGUGGAGGAGCAGGGACUCCGAGCUCCUCCCGCGUCACAGAGCUCCUCACCUAUCUCUAAGGAAGCGACAGCCACCCUGCGGAGGAAGCUCAUUUCGGCCGUUGCAUCAGCGAUCUUGCUCUUUCGGUCAUGACCCAUAGGUGUUAUUUUCAAGUUCCUUCCUUCCCUCUAGUGAACAAGAACCCAAUAUACUUGAACUGCUCCACUCAGUGCAAGAGCUGUUCUCUAACAAACUAAACUACCUUUCUUCAAUCGAGAACCAUGGCCCAUUAAUUAUUUGUGAAUUGGUUUUAUAGAAAUAAAUAGUAUGCACAGCCAAAUCAGCACAUUCAUUUCAGAGCUCCUACUUCUACUUAGUAUGUUUGCCAUCAGCAUUGGUGGCUUUUCUAAAAACCAGCAGACACACAGAGAACUGACACAACAGUGUUGAAAACAUGCCACAUCCAAGGCAAAUAUUUUUGUAUUCUCAACUCUCUGUCUUUCCGGGAAAUGAUGACAUCUGUGAUAAAAGGUGUUAAACAUCAACUCAUUUCCUUUUAAACAUAUAUGCCCCCCCCCACACACACACACACAUGCGUGCACACACACACACCCUUUAUGUGACAGGAACUGAACUGUGUUAGGUGCUUUGUGUUGAUAAUCAUAGUUUUGUGGUCCAGCACAGUUUAAUCACUUUAACUUUGGUUGGUCUAAAAGGGAUUCACUUAAAUUAUAAAUGAAGUUUAAAAACAGCUUCAUUCGAAUCAACCCUCUGCACAGACACUUCCUGAUGAAACCAGACAAGGUGCAUUGAUUCAUGAGUGACAGCCUUCAAACGUACCUUUAAUCAGUUACCAAACCACCUUUCAUUUUAUUCCCUGACUGAUUAUUUUUUUCAUGCAAUAAACAUCAUAACAACUUUGCAAUUAAUGCUCCAUUAACGUCAUCCCCUAGAAACUGCUUGAUCUCAUCUGAGUAGUAUCAAUAGUAACUUAACUGAAACCUAAUGACUGAGAUCUUUCUCUGUUCUUUAACAAAAUAACAGGUACAGUAUGAAAAUGUCACAAUGUUAAGAAAAGGGUUAAUUAAAAGCUUUAAAAAACGUCUUAAUUGUUCCAUAUUUAUUCAUUUGAUCAGUUACUGUCAGGUUCAGAGUUGAUUGAAGUGAUUGUGAAACCGAACACACAGACGGGGGCUUUGUUUAAAAUACUCGAGCUCCGUCAGCUGCGCUCACUCUGCUUCCUUUUCGUCCUGCAGCUGCGUCCUAACAAGCCGUCGCCAUGAGUGAUGAAGAAGCCUAUUACAGAGACCUCCUGUUGUUCCUCAACUACACUGAUGAUACCACUGACUCAACCAAUGUGGUCAGUGGACCUGCCAAGCUCUGCUCAAAGUUCUCAGUGAAUGAGUUUGGUGCCAAGUUCAUCCCAGUUUUCUAUUAUGUCAACUUCCUGCUCAGUUACCUUGGCAACGGACUUGUGCUGUUCAUAAUCUACAAAUUUGAGAAGCUCAACACAGUGACCAACAUCUUCCUUCUGAAUCUGGUUCUGUCCAACAUUCUCUUUGCCUCCAGUCUCCCCUUCUGGGCCACUUACCACCUGUCCGAGUGGAUUUUUGGCUCAGUUAUGUGUAAGCUGGUCAGCAGCGCCUACUUCAUCGGCUUCUACAGCUCCAUCCUCUUCCUCACCCUCAUGACGUUCGACCGGUACCUGGCGGUGGUGCAUGCGGUGACUGCUGCCAGGAGCAGGAAAAAGGGCUAUGCCAUCGUUGCAUCCGUGGUGGUGUGGUGCGUCAGUGUCGUGGCCAGUGUGAAGGAGCUGAUUUUCCAAAAUGUAUGGAAGGCGCCGUACACCGGCUGGGUGUGUGAGGAGUCAGGGUACUCCAAGAGCACCUUGCAGCACUGGCGUCUGGUCAGCUACUACCAGCAGUUCCUGCUCUUCUUCCUCCUGCCGCUAUUCAUGGUGAUGUACUGCUACAUCAGCAUCACCGUUCGCAUCAUGUCCACACGCAUGAAGGAGAAGUGCCGCAGCAUCAAGCUCAUAUUCGUCAUCAUCUUCACCUUCUUCGCCUGCUGGACACCUUACAACAUCGUCAUCCUGCUGCGAGCCAUGCAGUCCUCCAGGACGGAGGACACGCCGUGCGAAGACUUGGACCCUCUGGACUUUGCUUUGUAUGUGAGCCGGAACGUGGCCUAUCUGUACUGUUGCAUCAGUCCUGUGUUUUACACCUUUGUGGGCAAGAAAUUCCAAAGUCACUUUAUGAGGCUGGUGGCGAAGAAGAUUCCCUGUCUGAAGAAACACAUCAGCGUGAGCAGCCAGAGCACCAGGACCACGUCACAGAAGACGCCCAUCUCACUUUAUGAGAAUUAGUGUGUCACACACACACACACACACACACACACACACACACACACACACACACACACACACACACACACACACACACACACACACACACACACACACACACACACACAUCAUCUUGGUUCCCAAACUUUUUUUUUCUUUUACACUUUACUAUCUUCUUUCUACACUUCUAUUGUCAUGAAGUAUUAUUUUGCUCCUUCAUGUCUAGAUGCAUCCAGUCAUAGUAGUUACGUGUUAAGAGAGAGAAUGUGUCCACAUAAAGACAAAGCCAAGAAAGUGAAAAGAAUGUAGCAGCAGUUGAACCUGGGGCUGAUUACAGCUGAAUCCAUGAUGGAUGACACAUUCAUUUCACUGUAAAGUUCACCUUGAAUUGUAGUUUUGUACAAAUAAGAGCCAGUGUUAUAAGUGAAUGUUGUAGUAGAUACUGUAUAUGGGGAGUGGUUGUAGUGCAGUCGGUAGGGAGGUCGUCUUCUACCUGCAAGGUUAGGGGUUUGGGCCCUCACCAUGGUCCAUAUGUAGUGUAGUGUAAAGAGCUUUGAAUCCUGGAACUGUGGUUAAUGUGCUGUAUAAAUACAAAUUAUUUACCAUAUAGCUCAAAACUGGGCAAAUAUAACAUUACAAUUAUAGGAAAGUUUAUUACUCUGCUUUGUUGUUUCGCGUUUUUCAUCUCAUGCUUGUUUAAGCAACAGAUUUACUCAUCACUUGUUAUUGAUCAUAUCUACAAGUAAUAGAAUGAAAUCAAAGCUCCUUGUUUUCUAAUGGCACUCUGAAAAGUCACCAGCUCAGAGCUGAACUGAUCGUGUACAGUAUAUUGACUGAUAAUGAUUGUAAUAAAAUGAGUUUUCAAUAAACACAACAAACUGACA